AAACUGUACAGAGCGUCCUUUGAGAAGAACAGAGGAAACUUCAAGUACACCUGCGACACGCCGUUCUUCCAGGCCGCCAAGUAUGCUUCCACCCUCAUCGACGACAGGUCCUACAGAGCUUCUUAUGAGAAAACCAAGGAUAAGUUCACCAUUACUACAGAUGAUCCUAGAUACAAGCUGGCCAAAGCAAACAACAAGAUGAGCCAGUGGAAGUACAAGGAGCAGUAUGAGCGUGCAAAGGACAAGUUCACCUCAAUCCUGGAGACUCCAGAGUACGAGGCGCACAAACGCAGCAAGAAGAUCCAUGACAUCAUCUACAAAAUGGAGUACAACAAGACCAAGGCUAAGGGAUACACCUUGCCUUACGACACCCCUCACGGGCAGCACAUGAAGAGAGUGAAGGAAAUCACCAGCAACCUGAAGUACAGAGAAGUGUAUGAGAAGAGCAAGGCCCAGAUCAACAUAGCACCGGACGCUUUCUCGAUCCGUGCUGCCAAGGAGGCCUACAAGAACACCAGCAAUCUUGACUACAAGAAGAAGUAUGAAGCCACCAAGAACAAGUGGAUCUGGACGACAGACAGACCCGACUUCCUCAAUAAUGCCAAGAACACCCUGCAACAGAGUGACGUUGAGUACAAGUAUGACAAAGAGUCGAUGAAGGGCUGUGUGAUCCCCGUGGUGGAUGAUAAGUUUACCCUCCUGGCGAUGAAAAACAACGAAAUGUACAGUGAAUUGAAGUACAGAGAGAAGUAUGAGAAGUCAAAGGGCCACUACCAGCCCAUCAGCGACACUCCUCAAAUCCUCCAUGCCAAGGCUGUGCGCAGUUUGGCAUCAGAGAGCAAAUACAAGGAGGCCAGUAAGAAGGAGAUGCAGUCCGGCUCGUUCACCACGCUGUCUGAGACCCGUGACACCGUCCACAGCAAGGAGAUCAACAAGCUUAUCAGCGGGAAACUGUACAAAGCGAAGUUUGAGAAGGAUAAGGGCAAGUCUGUUUACAACAACAUGGUCGUUCCACCUGAAGUUCAGCACGCCAUGGGAGUCGCCAAGAGCCAGAGCAACAUUCAAUACAAGAAGGAUGCCAAAGCCAACCUGCACUACACGAGUGUGGCCGACCGUCCCGACAUCAGGAAGGCGACCCAGGCUGCCAAGCUGAUCAGUGAAGUUGGUUACCGUGAUAAGGCCCGUGAGGCGGCCAGCCGUGGAGGAUCGCUGGCGCACCGCCCAGACAUCGCUCUGGCCACUGAGGUGUCCAAGCUGACCAGCCAGGUGGAGGCCAAGCCCUCCUCCCAUGGAGCAGCUUCCUAUGAUACCCCCCAGAUGCGCCACAUUAAGAAAAUGAGUGCCGUGACUAGUGAUUUGAAAUACAAGGAGAAGUUUGACAAGGAGAUGAAGGGAAGGAAACAGCAGUAUGACCUGCAGAACAGUAAGAUUUACCAGACGCUGAAGGAAGCCACCGUGCUGGCUAGUGAGGUGAAGUACAAGACAGACUUGAAGAAGCUCCACAAGCCUGUGACCGACAUGGCGGAGUCUCUGUCCAUGCAGCACAACCUGAGCACCAGCAAACUGUCCAGCACCUACUGCUACAAGAAGAAAUUUGAGGAGAGUAAGGGUCACUACCAUAUGAUUGCUGACACACCAGAAUCGCUUCAUCACAAGGAGGCCACUGAGCUCCAGAGCAACGUGAAGUACAAGGAGAAGUAUGAGAAGGAGAAGGGAAAGGCCAUGCUGGACUUUGAGACGCCGACAUAUGUGACGAAUAAGGAGUCUCAGCACAUGCAGAGCCAGAAAGACUAUAAGAAGGACUUUGAGGAGAACAUGAGGGGCAGAAACCUCUCAUCGCUCGAGGUGACUCCUGCCAUGACACAUGUCAGGCACGCCACCCAAAUAAUGAGCGAGAAAGAGUACAGGAGGGAUCUAGAAGAGGGAGUGAAGGGUAAAGGGCUAACUUUACUGGAGGAAACUCCGGAGCUUUUGAGAGCAAGGAAUGCCACUCAUAUCCUAAGUGAGAGAGAGUACAAGAAGUCGCUGGAAACUGAUAUUAAGGGCAGGGGGAUGAUGGCUUUGGCGACAGACACUCCUGACUUCAUGAGGGCGAAGAACGCUACUGACAUCCUCAGUCAGAAUAAGUACAAACACACCGCUGAGAUGGACAGGGCGAGCUUCACGAGUGUCAUCGACACCCCGGAGAUCAUCCAUGCUCAGCAGAUGAAGAACAUCAUCAGCCAGAAAAAGUACAAAGAGGAGGCUUCGAAGACCAUGUCUCAAUAUGUGCCGGUGUUCGACACUCCAGAGAUGCAGAGAGUCCGUGAGAACCAGAAGAACUUCAGCACUUAUCAGUACCAGAUUGACCAUAAAAACAUAAAGGGCAAAGUGUCUACUAUAAAGGACACUCCUGAAAUGCUCCGUGCUAAAGAGAAUACAAAGAAUUACAGCUUGAUUCAGUACAAAGAGGAUUUGGGAGGAGGAACAUCCUUAUCCGAGACCCCCGAGAUGGAGAGGGUUAAACGCAACCAGCGCAACAUUAGCACGAUUCAGUACAAGGACUCUUUGGGUCAAGGCACGUCCAUACCAGAUCUGCCCGAGGUGAAGAGGGUCCGAGAAACCCAGAAGAAUAUCAGCUUGAUUCAAUACAAAACAGGAGUGGAACAAGGCACGUCAGUAUCAGAGACCCCCGAGAUGGAGAGGGUGAAACGCAAUCAGCACAACAUUAGCACGAUUCAAUACAAAACAGGAGUGGAACAAGGCACGUCAGUAUCAGAGACCCCCGAGAUGGCGAGAGUUAAACGCAAUCAGCACAACAUUAGCACGAUUCAGUACAAGGACUCUUUGGGUCAAGGCACGUCCAUACCAGAUCUGCCCGAGGUGAAGAGGGUCCGAGAAACCCAGAAGAAUAUCAGCUUGAUUCAAUACAAAACAGGAGUGGAACAAGGCACGUCAGUAUCAGAGACCCCCGAGAUGGAGAGGGUUAAACGCAAUCAGCACAACAUUAGCACGAUUAAAUACAAGGACUCUCUGGGUCAAGGCACGGCGAUAUCGGACCUCCCAGAGGUGAAGAGGGUUCGAGAAACCCAGAGGAACAUCAGCUCGGUGUUGUAUAAAGACAGUUCAGCCAAGGGAACCCCUGUGGUGUGUACCCCAGAGAUGGAGCGAGUCAAAAGGAACCAAGAGAACAUUAGCUCGGUUCUGUACUCUGACAGUUUCCGUAAGCAGGUCCAGGGCAAGGCCGCCUUCGUUCUGGACACGCCUGAGAUGAGGCGUGCCAAGGAGAGCCAGCGCAUGAUUUCAGGAGUGAGAUACCACGAGGACUUUGAGAAGAGUAAGGGCAGCUUCACUCCCACCAGCACCGACCUAACGACUGAACGUGUGAAGAAGAACACGCAGGAGUUCAGCGACAUCAACUACCGUGGCAUCACCAGGAAAGUGGUGGAGAUGGAGAGGAGGAGGGCCAUCGAGCACGACCAGGAGACCACCACCGAUCUGCGUGUCUGGCGCACAAACCCCGGCUCUGUGUUCGACUACGACCCGGCCGAGGACAACAUCCAGUCCAGGAGUCUGCACAUGAUGUCAGUGCAAGCUCAGCGCCGCAGUAAGGAGCACUCCCGCUCCACCAGCGCUCUGAGCGGCCUCGCUGACGAGAAGUCUGAAGUUUCCCAGGACCCUGAACACCACAUGUCCCUCUACAGCAACGGCUUCAUGGCCUCCUCCACGGGUUACCAGCAUGCUAAGACAGUGGAGCUCCAGCAGAGGUCUUCCUCAGUCGCCACCCAGCAGACCACCGUCUCCUCCGUCCCCUCCCACCCCUCCACCACCGGGAAAACCGUGCGUGCCAUUUACGACUACGCGGCGGCCGACAGCGACGAGGUUUCCUUCAAGGACAGCGAUGUGAUCGUGAACGUGCAGGCCAUCGACGAGGGCUGGAUGUAUGGCACCGUGCAGCGCACCGGCAAGACCGGCAUGCUGCCCGCCAACUACGUGGAAGCUAUCUAAAGACAAAGCCCGCCCACCGACCCUCCAGAGAAGCACAUCCACAGGGCGACUUCCUGUCAACACACCUGUGGCUUUAGUGCAAUGUGUAGCCUGUAGUUAGUUUAGAUCUGUGUAUUUUAACUGUUAUCUUUCAAAUGCUGCUGCCCCCCCCCCCCGUUACCUGUGGAUGUGACACAAGACACAUUUAAACAUGUCUGAUUAUGCAUACCUAUACUAUUUUAGAUUGUUACAAUUGAGACGCCUCGGGAAAAUCACUCACUUUGUAUAUUUCAAUAAUAUUUAAUAUAUAUAAACCUCUUUGUUCAGGAUGUAUUACCCGAGCAACGGGUUCAAAUUAUGCCUGUAACUAAGGAGUCAGUCACUCCUCCAUGAUGAAACCGCUCCUGAAGAGUGUGUACGAGAGCCUCAGUCUUCCCUCCUUUACACUGAAGGCUGGCCACUAGUGUGUGUGUGUUUUGUGUCUUCAGAUUAUACAGGUCCUCUACCUUUAAUCAGUAGCUAAUAAAGCACACCAAGCUCCUGCAGCA
Messenger RNA from Gymnodraco acuticeps, 4514 nucleotides. Its product is annotated as nebulin-like. Gene Ontology annotation, cellular component: Z disc. NCBI's taxonomy places the organism in Eukaryota, Metazoa, Chordata, Actinopteri, Perciformes, Bathydraconidae. Gene Ontology annotation, biological process: cardiac muscle thin filament assembly. Gene Ontology annotation, molecular function: actin filament binding. The record is from RefSeq and is a predicted model, not a curated record.